This is a messenger RNA of Lolium perenne, 3445 nucleotides long. RefSeq lists its product as uncharacterized. The record is from RefSeq and is a predicted model, not a curated record. Lineage: Eukaryota; Viridiplantae; Streptophyta; Magnoliopsida; Poales; Poaceae. Gene Ontology annotation, molecular function: protein binding.
UGCUCGUCCGCUAUGCAUCGCUCAAUCGCCAGGCUCGUCUUGCUCCUUGCCAUUGCCGCCGUGUCCUGCGGCUUCUUCGUCGUUGCCCAUGCGAGCUGCUGGCCGCACGAGAGGGACGCGUUGCUGGCCUUCAAACAAGGCAUCAACGACACCGACGACGUCCUGGCCUCGUGGCAAAAACGGCACCAUGACUGCUGCCAACGCUGGACAGGCGUCACCUGCAGCAACAAAACCGGCCAUGUGACCGAGCUCGACCUUGGUGAAACGGGUUUGGUCGGCCAGAUAAGUCCUUCCUUGCUUUCUCUCCAGCAUCUCGAGUACCUGGAUCUCAGUUUGACAUACCUGCAUGGCCCUAGUGGUCAUGUUUUCCCUGAAUUCCUGUGUUCUUUACACAACUUGAGACAUCUCGAUCUCUCCUACAUAUCAUUCUCUGGUAGAGUGCCUCCUCAGCUAGGCAACCUUUCAAAGCUGGAGUACCUGGAUCUCGCCUGGACAUCCCUGCAUGGACUUAAUGGUCGUGUUUUCCCUGAAUUCUUGUGUUCUUUACACAACUUGAGACAUCUCGAUCUCUCGAACACACUCUUUUCUGGUAGAGUGCCUCCUCAGCUUGCCAACCUUUCAAAGUUGGACUACCUUGACCUCUCCAGAACGCUCUUGUCCGGUAUACUGCCGCCUCAGCUCGGAAACCUUUCAAACUUGCGACACCUUGGCCUCGAUUCCAUGGAAAAUAUACACACAGCGGAUAUCUCAUGGUUAACGCAUCUACGCAUCCUAGAAUAUGUUGAUUUGAGUGACAUAAAUCUCAGCGCCGUCGAUGUGUUCCUUGUGGCAAACACAAUUCCAACUCUAAAGACCCUUAUUCUUAUCAACUGCUCACUUCCAAAUGCAAACCAGACGCUCACACACCUAAACCUCACAAAACUUGAGAACCUUGAUCUCUCCAUAAACUAUUUGGGCCAUCCAAUUGAAACCUGCUGGUUUUGGAACUUAAAAUGCAUCAAGCACCUAGCACUAGUUUCAACCUAUCUCUAUGGCCCAUUCCCUGAUGCGCUAGGAGAUAUGACAACCCUCCAACACCUAGCGUUCAACGAUAAUGGUAAUUCUGCCACAAUGACGGUAGACUUGAAAAUUCUCUGUGAUCUAGAAACCCUAUGGCUUGAUGGUGGCCUCGCGCUUGGGAACAUAACAGAAUUUGUAAGGAAGCUGCCACAAUGUUCGUCUAGCAAAUUGUUCUUCCUGAGUUCGUCUGACAACAACAUGACAGGAACAUUGCCAGAUAUGGUGGGGCACUUGACCAGCUUAAGAUAUCUUUACCUUUCUAAUAACAGCAUUACUGGAGCCAUACCAUCUGGGUUAAGGAAACUCACUAGUUUGGGCACGCUACAGCUCAGUUUGAAUCAACUAACUGGCCAGAUACCAAUGUUACCAAGAAGCCUCACCGAACUGGCCAUCUCUAUGAACUCCUUGUCAGGACCUUUGCCAUUAGAUUUUGGAGGUCCAAAUCUUACACAACUAAGUCUGUCCUCCAAUUACCUUACUGGUCAUGUUCCUAAGGCUAUAUGUGAAUCGAAACGCUUUGCUAUAUUGGAUUUAUCCAAUAACCAUUUUGAGGGAGAAUUCCCGCGUUGUUCUGCAAUGAGCAUUGCAUUUCUACUCUUAAGUAACAAUAACUUCUCCGGAAAUUUUCCAUCUUGGCUCAAGGCCAGCCAUUUUCUGAUUUUCCUUGAUCUUGGGGUGAACAAGUUCCACGGAAUGUUACCUGCGUGGAUUGGAGAAUUGGUGAACUUGCGAUUCCUGCAGCUAAACCAUAACAUGUUUUACGGGGAUAUUCCAGUCAACAUCACAAAUCUUAAACUACUUCAAUACUUCAGUUUAGCGAGCAACAAUAUAUCAGGAUCAAUUCCGUUGUCCUUGUCCAAAUUAACAGCAAUGACCCUAGACCAUCCGCCGAGAUUGGAGUCUAAUUGGUUAGAAGAGGAAAAAGAAGAGGAAAAAGGGAAGGAUAUUUUAUCUGUGGUGAUGAAGCAGCAGGAGCUUAAAUAUGGCACAUCUGCAUUUAACGAGAUGGUCAGCAUUGACUUGUCACUCAACCGCUUAACUAGUGAAAUUCCAAAUGAGAUAGGUUCUCUUAAUGGAUUGUUGAAUUUGAAUCUAUCGAGGAAUCUCCUGAGCGGGAAAAUUUCUAUGAAGAUUGGGUCUAUGAAAUCACUAGAAUCGCUGGACCUCUCAAGGAACAACCUUUCCGGUGAAACCCCAUCAAGCUUGUCAGAUUUGACGUAUCUAAGCUCCUUGGACUUGUCAUACAAUAGUCUUGCGGGAAGAAUUCCGACAGGAGGUCAACUUGACACCCUCUACAAUGAGAACCCGUUCAUGUACAGUGGCAAUAGCGGUCUUUGCGGGCCUCCUCUUGAAAAGAGUUGCCCAGGCAACGAUGAGCCUGAGCAUGGUAAUCAGCAUCAGGGAAGUGAAAAUGGUUAUGAUCCAGUGUUGUUCUUCUACUUUGGGCUAACAGCUGGCUUUUUGGCGGGACUCUGGGUUGUUUUAUGUGCUCUACUGUUUAAAAGAUCUUGGAGGAAUGCUUAUUUCCGCCUCUUCGAUAAGCUAUAUGAAAAUGUGUAUGUGUUCUCCGUUGUUACAUGGGGAAGGAUAAGCAGUAAGGCAACUGCAAGUUAACUUGUGUGCCAAAUCAAAUAAGGCCGACCUGGUGCUGGUAUCAUUCUACUAUUGAAGUAUAUGAAUGCAUAGAGGUAUUUAGUAGCUUGUAUAAGUAUUUGUGUAAUACGAACUUUUUUAUGUAUGUAUGUGACUGUUAUUGGUCUGUAGUCGUGGGCCAUGUCAACCCCAGCCGUUUUGGCUCGCUGUUAUGUUCCCUUCCUUGUUGAUGUUUCGCAAUCUGGAACUGAAUGUGUUGUAACGGUAGACAAAAACGAGCUGAAAGCCCAGCAAGUAGAGGAGAAUGCACGGCAGCGCGAGAGCGGCGCACCCACCACGCGACCAAUCUAGAUCGGCAGGCUGCACGCGUCGCCAGAGCCUGCUCGUGCCCAGGCUCUCUUGCUCACAUCGCGCAACCUUGUGUCAUUCCGGCAGCUGCUGGACGCGUGUUGCUAUCUGAGGUAGCAUGCACGACAGGCAACACUAUCAACCUGAGGACCGACCGCCUUGAAGUUGAAGGACCCCCAGUUAUGCCUGAAGGGUUCCUUGCACUUCAGGGCCCUUUAAAUUUCAACUAAAGAGCCCGAACUGGGGCUCAAAACAGAGCAAAUACCUGAACAUGUUGCUGCAAACGAGGAUCUUAACGGGUAGGGCGAUGAUAUCGCAGAGUAUUAGGCUGUGACAGAGCACCCAUCGGUCUCAAUGUGUCGCUCGGUUGCUCAGAUCGCCUUGGUCCUCCUAAUCGCCACCGCCGUCCUCUUCCUCGUCGCCGCCGACACGGUGCAGCUCCACC